GGAAGUGACGACACAGGGGCGAGAGGUGCGGCGGCCGGCCUUCCGGAGCGGGACGCGCGCAGGAUGGCGGAAGCGGAAGGGAGUUCUCCGCUCCUCUUACAGCCGCCGCCGCCCCCUCCUCGGAUGGCGGAAGUAGAGACGCCGACGGCGGCCGAGACGGACAAGAAGCAGUACCACGGGUCCGGUGGAGUCGUCAUGGACGUGGAGCGGAGCCGCUUCCCCUACUGCGUGGUAUGGACACCCAUCCCGGUGCUCACGUGGUUUUUCCCCAUCAUUGGUCACAUGGGCAUCUGCACAUCCACAGGAGUCAUUCGGGACUUCGCUGGCCCCUAUUUUGUUUCGGAAGACAACAUGGCCUUUGGAAAGCCUGCCAAGUUCUGGAAAUUGGACCCUGGACAGGUAUACGCUAGUGGGCCCAACGCGUGGGACACAGCUGUGCACGAUGCCUCCGAAGAGUACAAGCACCGCAUGCACAAUCUCUGCUGUGACAACUGCCACUCACAUGUGGCUUUGGCCCUGAACCUGAUGCGUUACAACAACAGCACCAACUGGAACAUGGUGACGCUCUGCUUCUUCUGCCUGAUUUAUGGGAAGUAUGUCAGUGUUGGAGCCUUCGUGAAGACCUGGCUGCCCUUCGUCCUUCUCCUGGGCAUCAUCCUGACCAUCAGUCUCGUCUUCAAUCUGCGGUGAUGGCUUUCAGAUGUCUAAGCCCCUGAGGAGGCCCCUUCCACUCACCCCUUUUGGUCUCAGUUCUUUCAUCCCCACCCUCAGGCAGAGUUGCCUCCUGGGUUGGAGGUAGGGUCGGGACCUGGGACAAAGUGCUAAUGUUGGGCACCUGAUGGGGCCAUUUAGAGCCUCCUUGUCCUCUCCAUGAGCCGGAGACCUCACCUGUGUGGCAUCCCCAGUGCCAUCCCGGAAAGGCCUCCCUCCCUCUAGAGCAUCUCCUGCCACCAUCACUGGGCCACUCUUGCCAUGCCCAGGGCACAGUGCGACAAGAACCCACGGGGCAAAGCAGUGUUCGGAGCUGGAUUUGAAGCUGUUUUCUGGCUGGUAGUUGGGUGUGGUGUUAGGAGAAGUGCUGCACGCCAAGCGACUUGGAACCUUCUCCGCUGGUCUCACUCAGAUGGACUGGGAGGGCUGGCUGGGCUCCUCCUGUGUCUGCCAGAGCUGCACAAGCGUGGUGUGUGCCUCAUCACCGCCAAUCGGCCCUGGCUAGCAAGGGCUGAAUGGCACUUAUGCCGAGUGUGUCCCCAGAAACCAGGUAACAUGAACCCCACUUGUUUCCAGCCCAGGAGUCCUCAUGCCGGGGAUAGAAGCCUUUAGGUCCAAAAGGUAGCUCAUCAGAGCAGCUGGUGCCACUGAUUGGCUAGGUCUGCUUCCGGUUGCUACAAUGGGCCCUGUGCAGCCUGCCUCCCCCUGGUCCACAGGCUCCUUUAUAAGGGGCUCCCUGGCAGGAAAUAAAGUUUUAAGUCUAA
This is a messenger RNA of Rattus rattus (black rat), 1475 nucleotides long. RefSeq names its product transmembrane protein 222 (gene Tmem222). The transcript is spliced from 6 exons. The coding region runs from base 64 to 690 and encodes 208 amino acids. NCBI's taxonomy places the organism in Eukaryota, Metazoa, Chordata, Mammalia, Rodentia, Muridae. The record is from RefSeq and is a predicted model, not a curated record.